AUGGAAGAUGGUGGCGCUGGGCUACGAGCCCCACGCUACCCCGCGGAAGAUACGAGUCCAACCACCGAUCGGGAGCUGAGGGGAUUUUUUUGCUACGGACUCGCUGCUGAGGUUUUUGCUGUUUGUGCAGUUGGAUCAUUUUUACCCGUCACAUUAGAACAACUCGCGCGUGAGCAAGGCGUUCUUUUUAUUGAUAAAGUAACACCUUGUACGGCGAAGAAUGCAACAGUUAUUGCAAAUGCUACUGUUAAUGCAUUGAUGUCCAGAGCUGAAGGCUCGGAUACUCAUCAAUGUAUCAUCAACGUGUUUGGUGCCGAAUUAACAACGGCCAGUUUUGCAAUGUACACGUUUUCUGCUUCUGUGUUUAUGCAGGCUCUUGCCCUUGUCUCCGUCAGCUCGGUUGCUGACCAUGGUACCUGGCGUAAAAAGCUCCUGGCAGGAUUCGGACUCACGGGAUCUGUGUCUGCUAUGCUUUUCCUACUGGUGGUACCCCAGAUCUUCGUGGUUGGGUCCUUUUUAACCGUAAUUUGUGUUGUCUGUCUUGGAUGCUCGUUUGUCAUCCUCAAUUCAUACUUGCCACUACUUGUCUUGAAUCAUCCAGUUGUCCAGAGCGAUGAAGAUCAUCCAACUGCCUCUUCAUCGAUUCCACUUCAGCCAAUAUCACCCCAACGGAGUAGUCGAAAGUCGGAAGAGAGUCUUCACCAAGUGAACAGAAAAGAGGUCGAUAUUGGCUCUAAGGCUGACUCUUCUGAUCUUCAGCUCUCUACCAAGAUCUCAUCCAAAGGAGUAGGGAUAGGUUACAUGGCUGCAGUCUCCGUGCAAGUAAUAUGUAUUCUUAUUCUGUAUAUCAUGAACAAGACGGGAGUUUCGUCAACACUUCCUCUUCGGACAGUGCUGUUCUUUGUCGGAUCUUGGUGGCUUACCUUUACCAUUCCAUCAGUUAUGUGGCUUCGAGAUAGACCUGGACCACCAUUACCAACUGCACUGUAUGAGGGACGAGCCUUCGUGCGUACUUGCAUGUCGUACACAAUAUUCGCUUGGAAGUCGCUUUGGAAAACAGUCAAGGUCGCCGUCAAGCUUCGGCAAGUCCUUCUCUUCCUUAUCGCUUGGUUUCUUCUUUCAGAUGCUGUGGCCACCAUCUCUGCCACGGCCAUUUUAUUUGCUAGAACUGAGCUGCAAAUGGGAACUGUCGCUGUAGCUUUACUCUCCAUCAUAGCCACCAGCUCAGGGAUAAUUGGCGCUACGGUUUGGCCUAUCAUAUCAAAACGAUUUACAUUGAAGACAAAUCAUAUAAUUGUAUGCUGUUUACUGCUUUUAGAAUUGGUUCCGUUGUACGGACUUCUGGGUUUUCUGCCAUUUGUACAGGCUUGGGGAGUUGGCGGACUGCAGAAAUGGUACGAAAUUUAUCCCCUAGGCAUUAUUCACGGGAUGGUUAUGGGUGGACUAUCCUCAUACUGUAGGUCCUUCUACGGCCUCUUGAUACCACCUGGUAGCGAAGCCGCAUUCUAUGCAUUAUUCGCUAUCACAGAUAAGGGAAGUUCAGCAGUAGGACCAGCGAUUGUAGGGAAGAUUGUAGACGCAACAGGACAAAUUCGGCCCGCAUUUGGCUUUCUCGCAGUAUUGAUUGCCUUACCCAUUCCUCUGAUUUGGAUGGUAGAUGUUGAGAAAGGACAAGAAGAUGCGAUUCGCAUGGCUGGGUUGAUGAAGACGACUGAUGAUGGGCAUGAGGAUUUUGAAUCAUUUGAAGGAUCAUCUGAUGGUCAUGAAGCCGAAGGGCUGAUGCGGGAUCACGAUUGA
This is a messenger RNA of Sclerotinia sclerotiorum 1980 UF-70, 1797 nucleotides long. RefSeq lists its product as hypothetical. NCBI's taxonomy places the organism in Eukaryota, Fungi, Ascomycota, Leotiomycetes, Helotiales, Sclerotiniaceae. Gene Ontology annotation, biological process: amino acid transmembrane export from vacuole. The record is from RefSeq and is a predicted model, not a curated record. The coding region runs from base 1 to 1797 and encodes 598 amino acids. The transcript is spliced from 3 exons.